CGAACUUGCCGGCUCAAAAGUCAAAACUUUCUUCACGCCCAGUCUAGUACGGCGCCCCAAUCUAUGGGCCCCUUGUCAGAUCAUCUCCUAAACCAAGUAUCAAAUUUCAAACCAGACGACUUAUAUUUCUUCCCGGAAAUCCAUUAAAAGCCUCCCUCGAUGACCUGAAGGAAACUCUCGACACCAUUUUCCUCCGUACCAUAAAUAAGGCAUAAGAUCGCGUGACAAACGACAACUGUCCCGACGACCAAACGAAUAUACUUCAAUACCCAACAAAACCGGCAUGAUACCUCGUCAUGAACCCUCGCCAACGUCGUCCUCUCACCCUUCCCCGCCAUACCACUCCUCCCCUUCUCGUCUGGGAAAAAGACGGCGACCAUCUCCUCCACCUUCACCACCUCCGACGGGAGCAGAGCCGGGACUCGUGUCCAAAGGUUCUCGAUCCUACUCGUCACCCACACCGCCAGCUACUCGUACACGGUAUUCAUCUCCUGUACCUCGGACAAGAUCCACAGCUCAGUAUCCUACGUCAACCUCCCCUGCAACCCUGUCGGAGUCAGACGAGGGAGGUGCCACCCCCCUCCCCUCCGCCGGUGGAGGCUGGACAUAUCAUCUCGAGGUCAUCCAACAACCUAUCCGCGCACGCGCAUGUGGCUUCGGUGACAAGGAUCGACGACCCCUUUCACCGCCUCCUAUUAUCCGACUUUGGGUUCGCACCGCCACCGGAGAGACAGUCGAUCCAAAUCAUAUCAAUGUUCACUUCCUGAUCCUCACGGUAGACCUAUGGUCGGCGGAUCGUACCUCUCAAAGGAAUGUGGUCAUGCAUCCUGCGGCAAGUGGAGGAAAGGAAGAAUUCUCUUCAUAUCCUUCUGGGAUGGAACACCAUUUUCCCGUGGCUAGUUCUUCUCGGCCGAGUACUUCGUAUUCUCGACCUGACACAGGGUAUUCGACUUCAAGUUGGGCAGAGUUAGGUCCAUCGUCACGAGCACCAGCCUAUCCUACCGCUACUUCCCCCCUUCCCUCACCUUAUUCUCGCAUGACAGCAUCUGAUGGAUAUUUUCCUCAGUCAGCUCCACGCUCUCCAAUCUCAGCUCCAUGGGCUCCACUAACACCACCACAACCACCUACCCCAGUCCGUCGUUCAAGCUAUACUGGCCAACAGGCGUAUCACGUCCAAGAGCCUCAACGUCCCGUCACUGCACCAGCUCCGUCGGAUCCCACUCAUAGCUCUCACCAUCCUCCCCCUCGCAUGCUUCCUUUUCCAUUACCCUCUCUCGCCUCGAUCACAGAAAGGUUCGAGGGAUGGUCAAAACCUCAAACCCCGACCACCUUACCCGCCAUGCGCUAUCGUUCACAAGAAGAAACGUCGUAUCGGCCUUCCACCGGUACCACCGAAUCUCGAGCUCCUACAGAUUACUCUUUCGGUCGUCCUACUUCGAGCGGCACGUCUGCCACCUGGUAUUCUGAUCAACAGUACAAAGAUUCGACACCUAUGGAACAGAGACCAACAACAGCCGGUAGCGGUUGGGGCAGACCAUCAAGCUCAAGUUCAAGCGUGCGUUUUGUAGAUCGGCCAGGAUCUUCUCACGGCUACGCCUCAGAAUAUCCGGUGCCGGGGAUGGACAUGAGACAACGGGCAGAGUCACCUGUGGAUUCGGGGAGUUAUAGUCGGGUAUUGGUGGGAUCUUUAUGUACCAUCUGUCGAAGAUUGAAAGAUCCGGAUGGCAACUUUGGACUGUUCUUCUUUGCUCACGAUUUGGGGGUCAGGACAGAGGGAACAUUUACACUCAAAUUUUCAUUGUCCAACUUGGCUGCGAUGUUGGUAGGGGUACCGUCUGCUGGUCAACAAACACAUGUGCUGGCGGAAGUCUUCAGUACUCCGUUCACGGUAUUCUCGGCAAAGAAAUUCCCAGGGGUCAUACCCACUACCGACCUUACCCGGUUAUUUGCCGGUCAAAAUGUCCGUCUACCCACUCGACAAAAGCGGGCGAUCGAAGGUGGAGACGAUUCCAUCGAAGGGGAAGAUGACGAUUGAUAGACUCAUAAAUUCACUCUUACACUACUGCACAUUGACAUAUAACAACAUUACACGACGGAAGGAUAUUGUAAGGGUGGUUGUGUCUGUGAACGAAAGUAUAUACUAAAUCACCAUAUAAAGAGUUAGUCUAUUAUACACUACAGUAACUAGUAAGAAGAUAGUUUGAGGGAAUGACAUGAUCUUGUCUUGUG
Tremella mesenterica DSM 1558 is the source of this 2229-nucleotide messenger RNA. RefSeq lists its product as uncharacterized. The record is from RefSeq and is a predicted model, not a curated record. Bases 284 to 2035 code for a protein of 583 amino acids. The transcript is spliced from 8 exons. Lineage: Eukaryota; Fungi; Basidiomycota; Tremellomycetes; Tremellales; Tremellaceae.